AUGAUCCAAGACCUCCUUUACUCCCUAGGCAAUUGCCUCAAUUGCUUCCCGGGCUCGCCGACACUCAAGAUCAAUGGCCGAAGCUUCAAGAUCCUCCGGCUCCUCGGCGAGGGCGGCUUCUCCUACGUCUACCUCGUGCAAGACACAAACACAUCCGAGACCUUCGCCCUUAAAAAGAUCCGCUGCCCCUUCGGCGCCGAGUCCGUCUCCAACGCCAUGAAAGAAGUCGAAGCCUACCGCCUAUUCGCCCACGUCCCCGGCAUAAUUCACAUGGUCGACUACUCCAUCUCGACGGACCGGGGCGGCGGAUCGGACGAGGCGUCAAAGACCGUCUACGUGCUGCUGCCGUACUACAGGAGGGGUAACCUGCAGGACAUGAUCAACGCCAACGUCGUCAACAAUGCGCGGUUCCCUGAGAAGAAGUUGAUGGUGCUGUUUUUGGGCGUGUGUAAGGCGCUAAGGUCGAUGCAUAGGUAUGAGUCUGCGCCGAUCGCCAUGGAGAGGAUGGAGAUGGGCGAUGGGGAUACGGAGGGUGGUGGGCGCGGAAAUAAGGGGAAAGCGAAGGGAGGGAAGAGGGUCUCAAGUAUGGCGGCUGCGCUGCCGGAUGAGGAGCAUGAGACGGAGCAGCAGAGGCCGUUGAUGGAGGGCCAGAGCACAGUUGGUGCCCCCAACGUAAAGUCAUAUGCCCACCGGGACAUCAAGCCCGGAAACAUCAUGAUUGACGACUCAGGCUCCAACCCCAUCCUCAUGGACCUCGGCUCCGUCGCCGCCUCCCCCCUCCCCAUAACCUCUCACUCUCUCGCCAUCGCAACCCAAGACACCGCCGCCGAACACUGCACGAUGCCCUACCGCGCCCCCGAGCUCUUCGACGUGCGCACCGGAACCGUCAUCGACACCAAGGUAGACGUCUGGUCCCUCGGCUGUACCCUCUUCGCCUGCCUCGUCGGCAAGUCCCCCUUCGAGAUGCGCUCCGACGAGACGGGCGGCACCCUCUCCCUCUGCGUGCUGGGCGGCGAUUGGAGAUUCCCCGACGAGGGGAAUCCGGCUGGUGCGGGGUUAAGGCGCUCGGCUACGAGUCAGAGCGCGAGUGGUGGCGGUGAUGGAGGCGGCGCGAGGGGACCCCCCGAUGCGAAAAUUAGCGAGCCGGUGAGGGAGAUUGUCAGGAAGUGUUUGGCGGUUGAGCCGAGUGAGAGGCCGGAUAUUGAUGAGCUUAUUGAGAUGGUGGAGAAUGUGAUUGAGGAGCUACCGCCGGACUCUGAUGCCUAG
Scedosporium apiospermum is the source of this 1266-nucleotide messenger RNA. RefSeq names its product Serine threonine protein. The transcript has 3 exons. The coding region runs from base 1 to 1266 and encodes 421 amino acids. Gene Ontology annotation, molecular function: protein serine/threonine kinase activity; ATP binding. The record is from RefSeq and is a predicted model, not a curated record. Gene Ontology annotation, biological process: vacuolar protein processing; protein phosphorylation; regulation of vacuole fusion, non-autophagic. NCBI's taxonomy places the organism in Eukaryota, Fungi, Ascomycota, Sordariomycetes, Microascales, Microascaceae. Gene Ontology annotation, cellular component: Golgi apparatus; cytoplasm.